This is a messenger RNA of Didymodactylos carnosus, 1891 nucleotides long. Lineage: Eukaryota; Metazoa; Rotifera; Eurotatoria; Philodinida; Philodinidae. The record is from the annotation of a GenBank genome assembly.
AUGUUUUCCCGAAAUGUGUUGCAGGCUCGACUAUUCCAUCCCAACUAUACCGUCGCCGAUGAUCCCUAUUCGUAUCCAACACCGAAUAUUGAACCGGAGCAUUUCUGGUCGAAACGAGAUGAUGUUAAAAAAGUGCGUCGACAAGUACUCUUUCAAUGGGUUUUUGUCUCCAUACAAUUAUGGAUACUGAUAUUUCUGAUGGCUGCAUUAUAUUUGGGACAAGGACGUAACCCAGAUGGAUAUACACGCAAUUUGGAUGUACUAGUUGUAAAUUUUGAUCAAGAGUUAGCGGGUGACUUCUUUAUUGAUGCAUUUGAGCAAUCAGGCCCCGGAAGUCUGACACUUCAUUGGCAUUACCGGGCGCCAUCCGAUUUUAGUUUUGAUCCAAACAAUACACGAAUGGAAAUAUUUUACGAAGAAGGUCGAAAUCCGACUGGCAUUAACAAUUACAUGUUACCGGCGAUACGCACAGCCAUUAUGGUUGCCAGUCAAAGAUAUGGACAAUACUUGAGAUCGACAUUAAUUCAACGAAUAUUAUCCGCAAACGACAACGCUAUCAUUCUCAACAGUUCACUGAUCUAUCUAACCUCUUAUCUCUUACCCCUGUUAUCGAACCCAUUGAAUUAUUCUCAAAUGAAUUUUCAUCCAGCUCAACCGUUUAUCGGACAAUUGGCAACUACUCUUGGGUACAUUUAUUUGUAUCUGGUAUCAGCGAUGACUGUAGGUGCGGCUUUCGGUCUUUUCAACCCGCUGAUUGGUAAAAUCACUGUCUGGGAGCUGGGUACCUACCGUAUAUUAAACGGGGUUUUUCAAGCACUACUUGUUUCACUCAUUUAUUCUCUGAUUGUGCUCUGGUAUUUCCAUAUUCGAAGUCAUAUUCUCUUCUUCCGUUAUUGGAUGUUCAACUGGUUAUCGGCAUUGCUGUUGGGUGUUUUUGUGGCUCUGUUUACCACUAAUUUCGGUGCACUUGGUCCCGUUAUUCUUGUUGCUUCCUUUAUUUUCAUGUUGUCCGGAGCCACAAUACAAAUACCACUGGAAUUAUCGCCACGAUUUUUCCGCUACGGAUACGGUCUACCAUUGUAUCACUCGGUCAAUGGUGCGCGACAUUUACUCUUUGGAUCUUAUUCCCGAUUCGGUGUUGAUAUAGGUGUAAUACUGAUUUAUUUGUUUGUGUUUCUGUUCGUAAAUGUCGUAUCAAUCGCGAUUCGAACGAAAAAAUGUGAGCAUGCAAUACAGCAGGAAAUCUUAUUCGGAAAAAAUGACGAUAAAAAAUAAACGAAAGAAAUCAACUUUAAGAACUUCACAAUGUAUUGCAGAAAAGUACGAGAAAUGAGGUGUGAAAAAUUAUCGAAACCACUUUUUAUUCAUGGCAAGAAGUCGACAAUUUUUAGAGAAACUGGCAAGAAGAAUACGCUCAGUCCUUAAUUUCUGAUGAAGCCGAUUUUCAUUUUAUUUUUAUUUAAACUCUUCUUUAUUCUUGUUUAAUCUAACUAAUAUGAUUUAAUUAAUGAUUUAUUAGCUUGUUUUGUGUUGACAUGAGCGUUUUAUUCAUGUAAAGUAUGCGAAUUGAUGCAAGAAUAAUCCCUUGCGGCAGAAGCGCUACAAAAAAAGUCAUAGUUCAACAUUCAUUUUGCAUUUAUUUGGUGCAAUACUUUUUAGAACUUGAUGAUUAACAGAGCUUUCUUCGAAAACAUGAUGCAGUUAUUUUCUGGAGACCUUCUCCACGCGAUAAUCUUUAUUCCCACAUUGUUUGUUGAUAAUAAUGUUAUAAAUGAAAAGAUUAAUGUUAUGAGUUUAACAAUCAUUAUUUUAAAAUUUUCAUUUAAAACAGGAGCUUUCGAUUACAACUGUAGUCAUUGUCAGCUACAUGUAGACGAAAAACACUCACCAG